Penicillium antarcticum is the source of this 1479-nucleotide messenger RNA. RefSeq names its product putative MFS efflux transporter. The transcript has a single exon. Lineage: Eukaryota; Fungi; Ascomycota; Eurotiomycetes; Eurotiales; Aspergillaceae. Gene Ontology annotation, cellular component: membrane. Gene Ontology annotation, molecular function: transmembrane transporter activity. The record is from RefSeq and is a predicted model, not a curated record. Gene Ontology annotation, biological process: transmembrane transport. The coding region runs from base 1 to 1479 and encodes 492 amino acids.
AUGGCGACCUCGGGUUUCAACGCAUUCCUCGAGAUUGAGAGCACAUCUCGAAUCACCAGCCCGCCACCAGCAGUGCACAGCAACAGACAAAGCACCAAAGUCCAACCGGGAUUCGAGCUAAACACAAUUCAACCAGCCAAUACCAACCCAUACAUAAUUGAGAAUGUCACAAGGCCACCCUCUCCAACUCCAAGCGAACUAGAACAACACAUUGCACCGGACCCCGGACCCAAUCCAGCAGAAUGGGCCCCAGACCGAACAGCAAGCACUUGGAAAACAAAAUGGCGACUCCUAAGCGUCUGCCUCAUGAGCCUAGGAAACGGCAUGAACGAUAGCGCGCCCGGAGCCCUAAUUCCCUACAUCGAAAAACACUACUCAAUAGGCUACGCAAUCGUCUCCCUAAUCUUCGUAACGAACGCUUUCGGCUUUAUCCUAGCAGCGCCUUUCACGCACUCAAUUGAGGCUAAGUUCGGCCGCGCAAAAAGUUAUGCCUUCGCCCUGGCAUUGCAAAUCGCAGGCUAUAUUGUUAUCGUCUGUGAACCGCCUUUCCCGGCUGUCGUGGCAUGUUUCUUCUUCCUUGGUUUCGGGAUGGCGCUUAGUCUCGCACUGAGUAAUGUCUACUGUGCCAAUCUGGCUGACGCAACGACUGCGCUGGGAUUUUUCACGGGGUCUUAUGGUAUUGGGGGUAUCGUUGCUCCAUUGUUCGCUACUGCGAUGGUCUCCGCGGGAAUAAGGUGGUCGUUCUUCUAUGCGAUUACAUUGGCUGUUGCCGCUAUCAAUCUGCUCUUCGCUAUGUGGGCUUUCUGGAAAUUCGAAGACGACGCCUCGGCUGAAGCACAGGUUGCCCUUCGAGCAGGUAACAUCACAGCCUCAGAAACAGAGCCGCUAUCCCGAGCAACGGUUCUGAAGAAAUCCCUACGGGACCGCACAACCCUCCUAGGUGCCCUAUUCAUAUUCGCCUACCAAGGCGCCGAAGUCUCCGUCUCAGGCUGGGUCGUCUCAUUCCUAAUCAGCUACCGAAAGGGUGAUCCCACACGAGUAGGCUACGUCAGUGCCGGAUUCUGGGCGGGCAUCACAGUAGGCCGAUUCCUACUCACACACCCGGCCUCGAAGCUCGGUGAGAAGAUCGCUGUCGUGGGCAUGAUAGCCGGUGCUGUGGCGUUCCAGUUGCUUACAUGGCUUAUUCCGAAUGUCAUUGGUGAGGCCGUUUCUGUUGCUAUUCUUGGUUUGUUGCUCGGGGCUGUUUAUCCAUGUGCGACGUCUGUUUUUACAAAGCUUGUUCCGAGGAAUAUGCAUAUGUCUAGUUUGAGUUUUGUUUCUGCGCUUGGGAGUAGUGGUGGUGCUGUUUCGCCUUUCUUCACUGGUAUCCUUGCGCAGAAUGUUGGUACUAUGGUUUUGCAUCCUAUUUGUAUUGGGCUUUAUGGGGUUAUGGCUACUAGUUGGUUGCUUUUGCCUAAGAUCAUGAAGAGGACUGAGUGA